UACCGUAAGAGAUUGUUCCCAUCCUCACAAAUCCUCACCAGCCAUAACCCUCGCCCAGAAAACCCGCCUCCCUGUAUUAAUUUUGUUUCGUCUAAAAAGCCCCCACUUUCGGCUCUUUCAAAAGUGGAGGCUUCUCUCUCCCGUGGUCCUGGCUCAGGUUCACAAUCUUUAUAUUUCAGCUACUCAGACUUCUGAAUUAUUAUGCAAGAAGUAUUUUUUUUUUUCCCUGAAAAGCAUCACCCUUUACUCGUCCAGUUUUAUUUGAUUACUGUUUGAUACAGUCGUGGCCUGAAACUGUAUAUUGAUCGUUAUUGUUUUAUCCCCAUUUGUUUUAUCCUUUCGUUUUAGUUGAUUCCAUAAUAAACCUAUUUUUCUUUUGGUAAUUGAAUGAAGUUAAACUUAUGCUUCUGAUGCGAUUUAUUGCUCAAAGUUGGCAAUUUUCUUGACCCAUUUUCAUAUACUUUUGAUUGUGUCUCUCAUGUUUAUCUGGGUUUUAGUUCUGGGCUUCGAAACAGAAGUGCACUGUUACUUGUGAGAUUCUAUUGAGGUAUACCUUCUUGGGUUUUGGGUAUUAGAGUUGUGAAUGUUUCUUACGAUCUAGAUGGUCAUGGAUAAAUCUUCGAGAGGACUCAAUGGCUCUACCAAAGGAUUAAAAGCAGGUGAUCAGACGUUUUUGGAGUCAUGUAAUCAGAAUCUUAUCAGUAGGUUCGAAAUGGAUAAUACCCUUGUUGAUCGAAAUCAUACAUGUAUUCCUCCGCUGCCACCUGAUCCAACACCUAGUAAUUUGGAAUCGACUUCAAGCGUGAACUCUGGGGGAGAUUUGCAUGAGGAAUGUGAUUUUAGUGAUGUAGCUUUGAGGUACAUAAACCAGAUGCUCAUGGAAGAGGAUAUGGAAGAGAAGGCCUGCAUGUUUCAGGAGGCGCUGCAAGCCACCGAGAAAUCGUUGUACGAGGUCCUUGGGGAGAAGUAUCCUCCGACACCCGAUCAUGGAUUGGCACCUUAUGUUGAUCAAAAACAUGAAACCCCGGAUGAAAGUCUUGAUUUAAAUAGAAAUGGUUUUGAAUUUAGUACUAGCAGUACUAGAGGUAAAAACGUAGCAGACACUCAGCGGAGUAGUUAUUUGGGUGAGCCCAAAUCAUCACAUAUUGUUUUGGAGCCUACCUCUGAAUCAUCCUGUAGCUCGUCUCACAGCACUAAUGUCGUAGAUGGGUUUGCGGAUUCCCCAGUCAGCACUCUUAUAGUGCCUGACAUAUUUUGUGAGACUGAUUCUGCUAUGCAAUUUAAAAGAGGAUUUGAGGAGGCAAGCAAGUUUCUUCCCAAUGGAAAUGGUCCGAUGGUUGGUUUGAAGAGUAAUGGUUUGUUUUUUAAGUCGAAGGAAGAUGCCAAGGAUGUGGUAGCUAAGGCAGAGGAGAAGCACAAGAGUCAGCACUUGGAUGGGAUGAGGGGAAAAAAGAAUCCUCAUCCCGUGGAUGUGAACUUCGAUGGAGGGAGGAGUAACAAGCAGUCCUCAGUGUAUUCUGAAUCAACUGUGACUCCGGAAAUGUUUGAUAUGGUUUUACUAAACGGUGGAAAGGGUGAAUCUAUGCUUUGCCAAGCUUUGCAAAACGGGGCAAGCAUGAAUGUGCGGCAAAAUGGUCGGUCCAAAGGGUCGAAUGGUGGAAGGGCCCGUGGAAAGAGGCAGGGAGGUAAAAGGGAUGUGGUGGAUUUGAGAACUCUCUUGACACUUUGUGCACAAGCUGUUGCAACCAAUGACCAGAGGAGCACUAAUGAGCUACUAAAGCAGAUCAGGCAGCAUUCUUCUCCUACUGGGGAUGGGAUGCAGAGGGUAGCCCACUAUUUUGCCAAUGGUCUUGAGGCACGCAUUGCUGGCUCAGGUACUCAGAUUUAUACUGCCCUGAUUACCAGGCCAACUUCAGCUGCUGAUGUUUUAAAAGCUUACCAUCUUUUUCUUGGUGCAUGUCCCUUUAGGAGGCUCUCAAAUUUCUUUUCAGAUAAGACAAUUAUGAAUUUAGCCGAGAAAGCAACAAGGCUCCAUAUAGUUGAUUUUGGUAUUCUUUAUGGUUUCCAAUGGCCUGGCCUCAUACAACGUCUCUCGUCAAGGCCUGGUGGACCUCCUAAGCUUCGAAUUACUGGGAUUGAUCUUCCCCAACCUGGUUUCAGACCUGCAGAAAGGGUCGAGGAGACGGGGUGCCGCCUAGCAAAAUAUGCAGAUACUUUCAAUGUUCGAUUCGAGUUCAAUGCAAUAGCUCAAAAGUGGGACACCAUCCAAAUUGAGGAUCUCAAACUUGGGAAUGACGAGGUGCUUGUUGUCAACUGUAUGUACAGAUUAAGAAACCUACUUGAUGAGACGGUGGUGGUAGAGAGUCCAAGACAUAUUGUUUUAAACCUGAUCAGGAAGAUGAAUCCAGAUGUUUUCUUACAAGGCAUUGAGAAUGGGGCCUUUAGUGCACCCUUCUUUAUCACAAGAUUCCGCGAGGCUCUCUUCCACUACUCUACUCUGUUUGAUAUGCUUGAGACUACUGUGCGUCGUGAGAUUGAGGAGAGGCUGCUAAUUGAGAGGGAAAUCUUUGGGCGAGAGGCAAUGAAUGUCAUUGCAUGUGAGGGCUCAGAGAGGAUUGAGAGGCCAGAGACAUAUAAGCAGUGGCAGGUGCGGAAUUUGAGGUGUGGGUUUAGGCCGCUCCCUUUGAACCGGGAGAUUGUGAACAUUGCAAAGGAUAGGGUCAAAAAGUCUUACCACAAGGAUUUUCUGAUUGAUGAAGAUGGUGAGUGGCUACUGCAGGGGUGGAAGGGACGAAUUACUUAUGCACUGUCUUCCUGGAGACCUGUUGGUUAGAUGCAUGAUCUUUAAUUAUUUUCAUUGAAGGUGAAGAUCAUAGGAUUCUUUGACUUGCUCCCGUGUACUAUGACAUCUUUUUCUCAUUUUUCUGAUGCCGGAAGUCGAGGUACUGAAAAUCACGGCUACGGCCUGCUUGUCAUCACGCUAUGAAAGACCUGUUCUCCAAUUGCAGGAUGAAGAAGCAUUCUUAUAAUUUCUAGAAGAACGACAAGUGCACCACUUACCUCACCUGCUCAUAGAAAUCUUGUAUCUCAAGCAUUUAGUUGACAAAAAUGCUUCAGCAAGGAAAUAGUUUUAAAAUACCAUAGUCAUGAACAGGGAUCAUGCUUAGGCCCUGCCGCCUAGCAGGUUUGUAGAAAUGUGGUGGAUUCUGAAGAACAUCUACGACAGAAGGAAGGAAGAAAUCUUCGUUGUUCUUGUUGUUUGAAGUUCUUGCCGGCACUGCUUGGCAUUGCCCAGUAACUGAUCAUCUACUUCAUAGGUCUGCAUUUGUAUCCAGACUUCAAUGGUAUUUCACUAUAUUGUUUCUAAUCUCGUUUGGUUUUCUCAUAGACAGUGUUUGUAUCAAUUCAAUGGCAAGUGCAUUGUUUUCA
Juglans microcarpa x Juglans regia is the source of this 3429-nucleotide messenger RNA. Its product is annotated as scarecrow-like protein 14. Gene Ontology annotation, biological process: regulation of DNA-templated transcription. Gene Ontology annotation, cellular component: nucleus. The transcript has 2 exons. Gene Ontology annotation, molecular function: sequence-specific DNA binding; DNA-binding transcription factor activity. NCBI's taxonomy places the organism in Eukaryota, Viridiplantae, Streptophyta, Magnoliopsida, Fagales, Juglandaceae. The record is from RefSeq and is a predicted model, not a curated record. Bases 602 to 2833 code for a protein of 743 amino acids.